AUGCCGAAAGAUGCUCCGGGGUUCGUAGCACUUGGGAUGGAUUACGAGCCCGCGAGGGAUAGAGGUUUGAGGGGGGGGGGGGGGGGGGGGCGUAAUUGGGACGAUAGGUCGAUUCAGUUGAUGGGGGGGGCGUUGCUCGUCAGUUGCCGGGGGGGGGGGGGGGGAUCGAUCGUUUUCGGGGGGGGGGGGGGGGGGGCCGGGGGGGGGGGGGGGGGGCGAAUGAAGGGACGGGUUCCACAAGAUGCUGUAUGGCAGAAAUUUUCACGACGGGUCGGGGGGGGGGGGCUGAACUGA
Molecule: messenger RNA, 294 nt
Organism: Dicrocoelium dendriticum
Lineage: Eukaryota; Metazoa; Platyhelminthes; Trematoda; Plagiorchiida; Dicrocoeliidae
Source: the annotation of a GenBank genome assembly